AAAUAGCUUCUUCCCUUCUUUAGUCUCCACAGUAGCAAGAAAAGAAAAAGACUUCCCUUUUAACAUACAAAAGAAACUUAACAAAAGCUGGAUUCAGAAUUUUUCCCUUUGGAUUGCAUCACUUUGAUUUAUCCUGCCUCUGCAAGCUCCAGCUCUCGUAAUCUGUGAUUUCCAUCUUCAAUUUUUUUAAACUCACAACUCAACUGGGUUUCCUUCUUUGUCUCUAUCUAUUCGUCUAUUUGUUCUGCUGCUUUUGGCUUUGCUAUAAGGGGAUUUUGUGGGGUAGAGAGAUCUUACGUGGCUGUUGGCUGGAUUCGAUCUUUUCUUGUUUCAUUUGCUUUGUUUGUUGUGGAAUGAGAUAGCUAAUGUUUGUUCUAUGUUAGAGAAUAGCAGCUGAUGAAGUUCUGGUUAUUCAUUACUGAAAAUUACCCAAUCAAAAUCUUGAGUGCUGCUCUGAGUGAGAAUUAGCCGUCAUGUUUUGCCUGCUUUUGGGAUCAACAUAUGCAACGUGUCAACUUUGCUGAGUGAUAUCGUACUUGGAAGCUGUUUGUUUGUUUGUAUUUUUUCUUUUUUUUUGGAUUGAGUUUUUGUUGCUUUGCGGGCUGAGGAAGUGGCUUAUGAACACAAGCAAAUAUUAGCUUUUCUAUUUUCCCCUUUUGACUCCCCAACUUUGUAGUGUUCGAUUUCUAGGGAGGCUGGGGAGGGGGGAUAGAGAAAGAAAAGUAAAGCAAAGCAAAAAUCCAUCUGGAUACUGUGGAGAUCUGGGACUUGUUUCAUCUGUUAUGCCCCAUGAGGACUUUCUUUCCCUCUGAAUCAUGUAAAGAGUCACAAGAAAAUGCUUUGAAUCCACAGUCAUGGCUUCAGGUUGAAAGAGGGAAACUAUCAAAACUGUCUCCAUGCUCUUCUUCCUCCAUAGAAUCACUUAUCAAGGUCCCUGAACCUCCAGUUCUACCAUUCUUUAGACCAGUUGAUUAUGUAGAAGUUUUAGCUCAAAUUCAUGAAGAACUUGAAUCAUGUGCUGCCCAAGAGAGGGCAAAUCUCUAUUUAUUGCAAUUUCAGGUCUUUAGGGGCCUUGGGGAAGUCAAAUUGAUGGGGAGAAGCCUCCGCUCCGCAUGGCAGAAAUCUAGCACUGUGCAUGAGAAGCUUGUAUUUAGGGCAUGGUUAAAGUAUGAGAAGAAAGGAGAGGAGCUUCUUUCUGACUUGCUUGCCACUUGUGGUAAAUGUGAAGAAGAGAUUGGACCAAUAGAUGUUGUCUCCCAACUUCAUGCUGAUUCAAGUUUGAAGUUUAAUGAGCAUGCUUUAAUGAAUGCCGACUGCAAUUUAAAAAAUGUCAUCUUUAAAAUUGGGGAUGAGAAGAUAUUUUGUGAUAGGAAGAAAAUUUCAGGCCUUUCUGCUCCAUUCCAAGCUAUGCUUAAUGGCUGUUUCUCAGAAUCUCUCUGUGAAAAUAUAGAUUUUUCUGAAAACAACAUAUCCCCUUUGGGUUUUAAGGCAAUAAGUGAAUUCAGUGUGACAGGCAGUUUGAUCGAAGUCUCCCCAAAUGUUUUGUUAGAAAUAUUGCUCUUUGCAAAUAAGUUCUGUUGCGAAAGGCUAAAAGAUGAAUGCGAUAGGAAACUUGCUUCUCUGGUUUCCUCCUUAGAAGACGCUGUAGAACUCAUGGAAUUUGCUCUUGAAGAAAAAUCUCCCAUCCUUGCCGCAUCAUGUUUGCAAGUUUUCUUACAAGAGCUUCCUGCUUGUCUGAAUGAUGAUCGGGUGGUGGAAAUAUUUAGUCAUGCUGAUAAACAGAAAAGGAUGAUUAUGGUUGGGGCUGCCUCAUUUUCACUGUACUGUUUAUUAAGUGAAGUUUCCAUGAAUCUUGAUCCUCAGUCCAAUAAAACAGCUUGUUUACUAGAACGGUUGGUGGAAUCAGCUGAAACUAACCGGCAGAAAAUGUUGGCUUUUCAUCAGUUGGGAUGUGUGAGGCUUUUGAGGAAAGAGUAUGAUGAAGCCGAACAUCUUUUUGAAGCAGCUUUGGGUGCUGGUCAUAUAUAUUCUGUAUCAGGUUUGGCUAGACUGGGUUACAUUAGGGGUCAUAGACUUUGGGCUUAUGACAAGCUCAGCUCUGUGGUUUCCUCUAUUAACCCACUGGGAUGGAUGUAUCAGGAGAGGUCCUUGUACUGUGAAGGCAAUAAGAAAUAUGAGGACCUUGAUAAAGCAACUGAGUUGGACCCAACACUCACAUAUCCCUACAUGUAUCGAGCAGCUUCUUUGAUGAGGAGAGAAAAUGUUAAAGCUGCACUUGCAGAAAUUAACAGGAUUCUUGGGUUUAAACUUGCACUGGAAUGCUUGGAACUCAGGUUUUGUUUCUAUCUAGGUCUUGAGGAUUAUGGAGCAGCCCUAUCUGAUGUUCAGGCAAUUCUUACUCUCUCCCCAGAUUAUAGAAUGUUUGAGGGGCGGGUGGCAGCAUACCAACUUCGAACCCUUGUGCGAGAGCAUGUUGGCAAUUGGACAACAGCAGAUUGCUGGAUGCAAUUGUAUGAGAGGUGGUCUUCAGUUGAUGAUAUAGGGUCUCUCUCUGUCAUAUACCAAAUGCUUGAAUCUGAUGCACCAAAAGGUGUUCUAUACUUCAGACAGUCUCUGCUUCUUCUUAGGUUGAACUGUCCUGAGGCAACCAUGCAAAGCUUACAAUUAGCCCGUCUACAUGCAUCAACUGAACAUGAACGUCUAGUUUAUGAAGGAUGGAUCUUGUAUGACACUGGUCAUUGUGAGGAAGGGCUUCUAAAAGCUGAGGAGUCUAUCAAAAUUAAUAGGUCCUUCGAGGCCUUCUUCCUUAAAGCCUAUGCACUGGCUGACUCCAGCCAGGAUCCAUCUUGUUCUGUAACUGUUGUGUCACUCCUUGAUGAUGCUUUGAAGUGCCCUUCAGACAGACUGCGGAAAGGCCAGGCACUUAACAAUCUUGGAAGUGUAUAUGUGGACCGGGGGAAAUUAGAUUUGGCAGCUGAUUGCUACAUAAAUGCCCUUAAGAUCAGGCACACUAGAGCUCACCAGGGUCUUGCACGAGUCCAUUUUCUCAGAAAUGACAAGGCUGCUGCAUACGAAGAAAUGACAAAACUGAUUGAGAAAGCCCAGAAUAAUGCAUCUGCUUAUGAAAAGAGGUCUGAGUACUGUGAUCGUGAACUUGCAAAAGCAGAUCUUGAGAUUGUCACAAAAUUAGAUCCACUUCGAGUGUAUCCUUACAAAUAUCGAGCUGCAGUGUUAAUGGACAAUCAAAAGGAGAAGGAAGCCAUAGUGGAACUAUCAAGGGCAAUUGCAUUCAAAGCAAACUUUCACCUUCUACACUUGAGGGCUGCAUUUUAUGAGCACAUUGGUGAUGUCAUGGGCGCCCUACGCGACUGUCGAGCUGCUCUCUCCGUCGACCCAACGCACCAAGAAAUGUUGGAAUUUCACAGCCGUGUAAGCAGCCAUGAACCCUGAAUCUAUACGGGCAACUGCAAAUAUAUGCUUCUUAUCAUCACCCUGUAUACUAUUCUUUCCCGACCCUCAAUUUUUUUUUUUUUUUCAAUUUAUGCUUUUUCCAGUUUUGUAAUAUUUAAUUAAUUAAUGUGAAAGCAUCCAUGUUCGUCCCAUUUUAUAGCUAAUUGUUCGACCUAAUAGUAGGAGGAUGUCUUGGUACCUGCAAACAUAUAAUUCUGGUAGGAUCAGAAACUCAUUUGCUUACAAAGAAAAUAAUUCUCUCUUCUUC
This is a messenger RNA of Manihot esculenta (cassava), 3718 nucleotides long. Its product is annotated as ETO1-like protein 1. Gene Ontology annotation, molecular function: protein binding. The transcript has 5 exons. Gene Ontology annotation, biological process: negative regulation of ethylene-activated signaling pathway. The record is from RefSeq and is a predicted model, not a curated record. Bases 790 to 3450 code for a protein of 886 amino acids. NCBI's taxonomy places the organism in Eukaryota, Viridiplantae, Streptophyta, Magnoliopsida, Malpighiales, Euphorbiaceae.